Molecule: messenger RNA, 6780 nt
Organism: Capsicum annuum
Lineage: Eukaryota; Viridiplantae; Streptophyta; Magnoliopsida; Solanales; Solanaceae
Product: disease resistance protein RPP2B
Exons: 11
Coding region: 453-6557 (2034 amino acids)
Biological process (GO): signal transduction; defense response
Molecular function (GO): ADP binding; protein binding
Source: RefSeq, a predicted model, not a curated record
GAUCAUUUAGCUGAAUUAAAACUUGAUGAGGCUUACUAGCCAAAUUUUCUCAUUUUGUGAAACUCUGAUGUAAGACUUGUGACGUAUGUUAAGGGGGGAAAGGAAGCUGGAAAGAAAUAUCAGUGUCAGAGAAACUACCGACCACAUUCGAUAUUGCCGAACCCAAACAAACAAACAAACAAACAUUAGUACUACUACCUAACCGCGUAUACAACUUGCACAUACUAUUUUCCUUCAGUCACACGGGCAUUUCCAUUGACUUAAAAGUCCUCAAAGCUCUCGAAACUUUACUCUCUGAAUUUUCCCUUGUUGUCUGUCUCUUGUUUUCAUUCUUAGUAGCACAAAUUGUCAAAAGUCUCAAUUGGAUCAUUAUCCUCUCUGUCUCUGCACAAGCUGCUAUCACUUUCGUUAACAUCUCUCAAUUGGGUCAUCAUUUUCUUGGACCAUUUCCAAUGACAAAUCCACAGCCCCGUUAUUCUUUCCACGUUUUCUUGAGCUUCAGAGGCGAAGAUACCCGAAGAAACUUCACAGAUCAUCUCUACACAGCUCUCAUCAACGCCGGAAUUCGAACUUUCCGAGACGAUGAUGAAAUCCGGAGGGGAGAAAACAUUGAAUCUGAACUGCAAAAGGGUAUUCGGGAAUCCAAGAUUUCUCUCAUAGUCUUCUCCAAAGACUACGCUUCUUCAAGAUGGUGUCUUGAUGAGCUUCUCAACAUUCUUGAUCGAAGGAAGAAAGAGGGUCAUACCGUUUUGCCUGUUUUUUACACUGUCAGCCCUGAGGAUGUUGAGAACCAGACGGGGAGUUUUGCUGAAGCUUUUGUGAAUCAUGAAAAGAGAGGAAAUGCACAGACCGAGACUGGAGAUAAAAGAAGGGAAUGGAUGGAGAAGAUGGAGAAAUGGAGAGUAGCACUGAAAGAAGUUGCUGGUUUGGAAGGGAUGUGUUUAGCUAAAGAAGCAGACGGGCACGAGGCAAAGUUCAUACAAAAGAUCAUCAAGGAGAUACUCAAAAGAUUGAAUCGCACAGUACUUAGUGUACCUUCAUACACAGUUGGGUUAGAGUCUCGAGUGAAGGACAUUAACUCAUGGUUACAGGAUGAAUCCAGUGAAGUUGGCAUUGGGGUGAUCUGUGGACUUGGUGGCGUUGGAAAGACUACUUUUGCUAAAGUAGCUUACAACUCUAACUAUGACAGAUUUGAGGGCAGUUGCUUUCUUGCUAAUGUCAGAGAAAUCUUAGAGAAACAUCCAAAUGGUCAGGUUUAUUUGCAAAAACAAAUUUUUGAAAGUAUUUUGAAAGGCAGAAAGGAAAAAAUAUACAAUGCUGAUGAAGGAAUUGUCAAAAUUAAAGAUGCUAUUGGCAACAAAAAGGUUUUUAUUGUAUUUGAUGAUGUGGAUCAGCUGCAUGUCUUAGAUUCACUUAUUGGGACAAGGGAUUGGUUUUAUCCAGGGAGUAAGAUUCUCAUAACGACAAGGUGUGAGAAAUUGUUGAAGGCCCAUGAGAGGCACAUGCUAUUCAAGAUUAAGGAACUUGGGGAUGAUGAAUCCCUAAAACUCUUCAGUUGGUAUGCCUUUGCACAAGACCACCCUUUAGAAGAGUUUGAGGAGCUCUCAACAGAGGCAAUACAGCAUUGUGGUGGGCUUCCGUUAGCCCUUUAUGAUUUGGGUUCUUUUCUUUCACGGAGAGAUAUGGAAAUAUGGAGAAGUAAACUGCAGAAAUUGGAAGCAAUCCCUCAUAGCAAAGUUCAAAAGAAUCUUGAGAUAAGCUACAAGUCUCUAGAUGAUCAUGACCAGAGGUUGUUCCUCCUUAUUGCUUCGUUUUUUGUUGGGAAGGACAGAGAUUAUGUUAUCAAAAUUUUAGAGAACUGUGAUUUGCACCCAAUGGUUGGAAUUCAGAACCUCAUUGACAGAUCCCUCAUCAGCAUUGAUGACGAAAACAAAGUGAUGAUGCCUCCACUUAUUCAGGAUAUGGGGAAAGAAAUUAUUCGUCGAGAAUCACCAGAUGAUCCCGAGAGAUUGUGUAACUUGUUGAACCAAUGGGGUCUAUCAAAUUACUUGACCGAAAACAAUGAGAGUGAUGCAGAUGGAGGAGACCUCCCAAGUGCACAUCUGCCGGAAGAUGGUCUUGUACCAGCAGUUGGUCCUAAUGUUGCAAAAAGACCAUAUUAUCAAGAUUUUCCAGAAAUAGCCAUUCUGCCAUACCUCGGUCAUUCAUUGAAAAGGCGCUUUGUAGGACUUCUUUCGACGUUCCCAAUAUCUGGUGGCUUCAAAAGAUUCUUCCCAAGAUUAUGUUAUCACAUCUUAGAGGACCGCGAUUUGCACCCAACGGUUGGAAAUCAGAACCUCAUUGACAGAUCCCUCAUCAGCAUUGAUGACGAAAACAAAGUGAUGAUGCCUCCACUUAUUCAGGACAUGGGGAAAGAAAUUGUUCGUCGAGAAUCACCGGAUGAUCCCGAGAGAUUGUGUAACUUGUUGAACCAAUGGGGUCUGUCAAAUUACUUGACCGAAAACAAUGAGAGUGAUGCAGAUGGAGGAGAACUCCCAAGUGCACAUCUGCCGGAAGAUGGUCUUGUUCCAGCAGUUGGUCCUAAUGUUGCAAAAAGACCAUAUUAUCAAGGUUUUCCAGAAAUAGCCAUUCUGCCAUACCUCGGUCAUUCGUUGAAAAGGCGCUUUGUAGGACUUCUUUCGACGUUCCCAAUAUCUGAAACAAUGCAUGUACCUUCUUACUUCUUAGACAGCCUGCAGAUUCAAAAUCACCUAUUUAUCUCUUCAAGGCUUCUAAAAAAUUGUUUCUCAAAGAAGAGUCUUUUAUCAGUGAUUGAUCAAAACAACAGCAAAAGAAAAAUGUCUCAGUUUGCUUAUCAUGCAUUUCUGAGUCUAGCAACAAAGAUAGACAAGUCCUUUGGAAAUCAUCUUCAUUCAGCUUUAUCAAAUGCUGGUAUUCGCGCAUUCAGUGUUAAUGAACUUGAUAUAGAUGAAAAAGGGUGCAAAGAAUUGCAGAAAACAAUUCAAGAUUCAAGAGUUCUCAUUGUUGUCUUCUCAGAAGACUAUCCCUCUUCAGAGAGGUGCCUUGAUGAACUUGUGUUUAUAGUUGAGAGCAAGAGAGCUUUUGGACGUUUUGUUCUACCUGUGUUUUAUGAUGUGGAUCCAUCAGAAGUUAGGAAACAAAAAGGGUGUUUUGAACAAGCUUUUUUAAUGUAUGAAGAGAGAUAUAAAUCCGGUAUCGAAGUAAGGAGACUGGAAUGGUUGCAGAAAGUGAAGGAAUGGAAGGCUGCUCUAACAGAAGUUGCUGAUUUGGGAGGAAUGGUUUUACAGAAUCAAUCUGAUGGGUGUGAGUCAAGGUUUAUUCUAGAGCUUGUGAAGGUGGUUGCAGGAAAACUAAAUCGUGCAGUUUUGAGUGUUGCUGUCCACCCCGUUGGAAUAGAUUCUCGAGUUAAAGACAUAAAUCUCUGGUUGCAGGAUGGAUCAACAAGCGUUGAUAUUAUGGCUGUAUAUGGUAUGGGGGGAAUAGGUAAAUCUACACUUGCCAAAACUGCUUACAAUCUUAACUUUGACAAAUUUGAUGGCAGCAGCUUUCUUGCUGAUGUGAGCAAAACUUCCGAAAGACAUGAUGGUCUGGUAAGUCUACAAAGACAACUUCUUUCAAAUGUUCUAGGGAAGAAGGUUGAAAAGAUAUACAAUGUCGACGAAGGAGUCAUCAAGAUUCAAGAGGCCAUCCAGUGCAGAAGAAUUCUUCUUGUUCUCGAUGAUGUGGAUGAUAGAGAUCAGUUAAAUGCUGUUCUUGGGAUGCGAGAAUGGUUUUAUCCAGGUAGUAAAAUAAUCAUAACAACAAGAAAUCAGCACCUGUUUGAUGCUAGUGAGGUCUGCAGUUGUAAGAUGUAUAAGGUCACGCCAUUGAAUGCUCAAGAAUCGAUUCGACUCUUCAGCUGGCAUGCUUUCGGAAAAGAAAAACCUUCAGAAGAUCACGAGGACCUUUCAGAAAAGGUGAUACUUCAUUGUAAAGGGAAUCCCUUGGCUCUCAAAGUCUUAGGUUCUUCUCUUUGUGACAAAAGUAUAGAGGUGUGGGAGAGUGCAUUAAGGAAAUUAAAGGCAAUCCCUGACAAUAAGAUCCUGGAAAAACUCAGAAUCAGCUACGAUUUGCUGCUGGAUGAUGAUAUACAAAAACUAUUCCUCGAUAUUGUUUGUUUCUUUGUUGGAAAGGACAAAAAUUAUGUAAUUACCAUACUCGAUGGAUGUGGUUUUUUCUCAGUCAUAGGAAUUCAGAUUCUUUCUGAUAGAUGUUUGAUCGAGAUGGAGGACAGAUUGAAAGUGCAUUCACUGAUUCAAGAUAUGGGAAGAGAAAUUAUCCGCCAAGAAUCCCCUUGGGAGCCUUGGAAAAGAAGCAGAGUUUGGCGAUACAGAGAUUCCGUCAAUGUAUUGAGUGCAAAAACAGGAACUGAAAAAAUUGAAGGCCUAGUUCUUGAUAAGGGAAUGUCCAACAAAUUGUCCAAAGUAGUCAAAUCUUUCAGAUCAUUUUUCUUCAGUGAAGAUGCUGAUCUGUUAGGUCAUGGAUAUCCAAGAAAAAGCCGUAAGCAUUUUGAUGAUGCCAAUGAAGAAGGUUCAAACGGUAUAGAAUUCGAAGCUGAUACAUUUUCGAAAAUGCAGAGGCUGAGGAUACUCCAGCUUAGUUAUGUAAGAUUAACUGGAUUCUAUAGUUUGCUUCCAAAAAGUCUAAGAUUACUCUGUUGGUCUGGAUUUCACAUGAAGAUCAUCCCUGACGAUCUCCCUCUAGAGAGCCUGGUUUCCCUUGAAAUGAAAAAAAGUUACUUGGAAAAAGCCUGGGAGGGAAUCAAGAUUCUCAAAUCAUUAAAGAUCCUCAACUUUAGUCAUUCCCAUUUUCUAAAAACAACUCCUGAUUUUUCUGGACUUCCGCACCUGAAAACUUUGAUCCUGAAAGACUGCAUCAAGUUGGCCAAGAUUCACGAAUCAAUUGGAUGCCUUGACGGACUUGUCUAUCUGAACUUGAGAGACUGCAAGAAUCUAAGGAAGCUCCCUGGAAGCUUUUGUAUGCUCAAAUCCUUAGAAAAACUUAUUAUCUCUGGAUGUUCUAGACUAGUUACGACAGCCAUAGAGCUAGGCAAGCUAGAAUCUUUGAUAAUCCUGCAGGCUGAUGGAAUGAAUUUUGGUCAGCUAGCCCCGGUUGGUGGUAAUGAGAAUUCUUGGAGGGCCCUCUGGAAAAAUUGGUCAUCAAAGUUGAGAAGAUCCCCAGGCUCUAACCAGUUUUCAUUCUCUUCCUUAUCAAUUUCGCUCGUCAGAUUAAGUCUUGCUAAAUGCAACUUAACAGAUGACGUUCUAUCCUUUGGCCUCAGCAACCUUCCUUCAUUAUGCUUCUUGAAUCUAAGUGAAAACUUGAUUUAUAACUUGCCUCAGAGUAUCAAAAAUCUUGGUAUGCUCCGUGACCUUUGGUUAGAUGGAUGUCUGAGACUCAAAUCUCUGCCAGAGCUUCCGCCAAGCCUUGUUACGCUGAAGGCAGUUAGAUGCGCAUCACUGGAAACAGUUACAAAUCUACCAAACCUAAUGACAACUCUCUUUUUAGAUGUCAUGGAAAGUGAGAGCUUAAGCGAGAUUUCAGGAAUUUUCAAACUAAAGCCCAUUGAUAGUUUUGAAGUGGAAAUAUUGAAUACUCUAGGCCUUCUUCUUAACCUAGAUGACAACACGCCAGAUACAGUGGUUGAAAUAUUUAAUAGGUUCACUAGCACAAAAAGGAUAUAUUCAGUACAGCAGGGACUCUAUGAAUUUGGCAUCUUCAGUACUUAUUUUCCAGGAAAUGAGGUUCCAAGCUGGUUCAGUCACAAAAGUGAACGGAGGUUGCUGACAUUGAAUGUGGAUUCACUUCCUAAUAUCAAGAUAACAGGACUGCUCAUUUGCAUCAUCUAUGCACGUUCUAGUCCUCGUAUAUUUCGCUUUUUUGGUGACAGUAAAUAUGGGGGUACGCAUACAAUUGAUAUCAAUGUCCAAAACAUUACAAAGGGUCUUAAUUGGAUUUAUGCCCCAUCAUUCAUUGGCAUUCCAGGAGAGAACAACAAGUUGACGUUUUUAUGCCACUGGAAGUUUGGCAAGUAUUUACAAGCUGGUGAUCACAUUAAUGUUUCUUUGCCUUGUUGGAGUAAAACUUUCAAGAUGAAAGAGUUUGGAGUUGCACUUGCAUAUGACAAGCCAGAACCGGACCAGUCUUCAGCAUCUCCUAGUGAAGCAAGAGUGCUUGCAACGCGACAUACUCCAAUUAGUCAUGAUUAUCAAUUCAAAGAAAGUGUCAUGGAAGGCUUUAUGCCUUCAUAUCAGUUGGCGGUUAAUCAUUACUACCUUUCUCACCCUGACUACUAUGUGUUCCACGACAAUGCAGAUUUUGUUGUGAGGUCAAUCUUGAAGGAGAAAUUGUUUGAGGAUUAUUAUGUGCAGAUUGCAGGUUCAGGGGCCGGGGAAGAAGAAGAGGAUGAUGAUGAUAGCAUCUUUGAUUCCAAUGAUGAUGAAGACGACGAGGCUACACUGGCAGAGAUAGAGGAGCUGUUAGAAAGAUCUUGGUGAAAGAAAUGGAACAAUGCUGCAGCAGUGAUUACACAUUGACGAGCUAAAACGAUUUGUUAUACUUGGAGGUGAAAGACAUACGCAUUGGUUGUCUUCCUUGGUGCCUUCGAUUAUUUAUAGUCACGCAAAUGGUCAAAGAAUGUUUCACAUCUCAAAUUUCAAAAAUAUUGUCUUGUAAAGUACUUCCUCAGUUAUCAAAUAAAUGGUGUUUUUAGCUUCGACA